Molecule: messenger RNA, 2457 nt
Organism: Hemisphaericaspora subhashii
Lineage: Eukaryota; Fungi; Ascomycota; Pichiomycetes; Serinales; Debaryomycetaceae
Exons: 1
Coding region: 1-2457 (818 amino acids)
Biological process (GO): retrograde vesicle-mediated transport, Golgi to endoplasmic reticulum
Source: RefSeq, a predicted model, not a curated record
AUGAAAGAAUCAAUUGAUGAAUUAUUGGAUUGUCAAUUAUUUAUAACUUCAAUACAAUCAAUUACAAGUAACAAUACCAAUCAACUAAUAGAUUCAUUAACAAUUACUAAAUCAAUUAAUUUACAAUAUGAUUGUAAAUAUUCAACCAGAUCCAAUAUAUUGAAUACAUUAUUAGUAUAUACUUAUCCAACAACAAUAUCCUUAUCAUCCUUAAUUAAUUAUGCCGAAUUGUUAAUAUCUAAAGAAAUAGAAGAAUCAAUAGAUCCUCAAGAAUAUUUAAAUUCAUUACAACCUCCAAUAUCUAUCCUGGAUUCAACUUUAAUCAAAACAACUCAAGACUUAUUAAUUGAUAUUAAUUCUCAAACUCAAUUAUUAUCAUUCUCAUUCAAUGAAUCACAAUCAUCAAAUUAUAAUCUAUUGAAAUUCAUUCAAGCUAAAUCAUUACAUUUAUCUAAAUAUUAUAACCAUGAUUUAAUACCUUCAUUACAAUCAUUAUAUGAAUCAGCACUAGCCAUUGCAUCAGAUGGCAAGUUUAGAAAAUGGUAUCAAGGAAUAAUUCAACUGUAUAAUUAUUAUUGGAAUCAUUAUGGAUGUGUUCAUCCUGAAGCUUCAAUUGAAUUUCAUGAAUAUUUAAGAAUUACAUAUUCCAAGAGAUUUGAUAUAUUUAUUAAACCAUUAGAAGAUCCAAAUAAUUCAAUUUCAUUAGAUAAUUGGAUGAAAAAUGUUAUAUUACCUUUAAUCAUCUAUAAUAAUAAAGAUUUCACACAAUUAAAACAAUGGCUAUUCCAAGCAGAUUUACCAGGGGCAAAGACAAAAUCAUAUAAAUAUCAUAUUUGGUUUAUUACUUUUAAAUCAAUUAUAAAUAAUAGCCAGGUUAAUUAUAAUGAUUAUAAAGAACUUGUUGAAUAUGUUUUGGCGGGUUGUUAUUAUUAUGGAUUCAAGGAAGAUUUGGAUAAAGUAUCUUCUUCUUCAAUUGAAUUAAUUCGAAUUUAUGAUUUUAUUAAAGAUACUUUGAAUUUAUUACCUACUCCUCCUUCAAAUAUAACAAAUGAGAUACCAGAAAUAAACAUUACGGAUAUCCCUCAAGAUUGUCAAUCAUUAGAUGAAUUUAUUAAUCUAUCAACCAACCCACUUAAACCAUUAUUUAUUAAUCCAACUGAAAAUUCAAUUAAUGUUUUGAAAAAUGCCAUAUUAACAAUUGAAAAAUUAUUCCCGGUGAAUAAACUUACAUUAGCCAAAUAUUUUAAAUUAAAAUGGACAAGCAGUACAAGUCCAAUUGAUAUUGAAAAAGAAAUACUUAAAAUUAUAUCAAAUUUAUCAACUUCAAAUUAUAUUCAAUUAUUACAAUUAGUUAAAAUGUUCCAAUCAGAAUUUAUUCCUUCUCAAGACAGAUCAAAUUCCAUAAAUAAAAUAAUCAUUGAACGAUUAUUGUUCUCAAAUUUAUUUGAAAUAAUGAUUGAAUUUUAUCAAGAUACAAAUAUUGAAAUAAAUGAAUUUUUUAAAUUGAUUGAAGAUAAAUUUUGGGAUUCUUUUAAUCAUUCACUGAAUCUAAAUGAAAAAAUCGGUUAUUUAAAUCAUGCAAAACAAUGUCUUGAUAUAUUUGAUAAAUUAUCCUUAGAUCCUGAAUUAAAUCAAGAGAAUCAUCAAUUAAUUAUUAGAUUAAAACAUUUAUUUAAAGCGAUUUAUAAUAUGAAGAAUUUUAAAAUUGUAAUUGAAAGAAAUCAACCUUUUACUCCCCAACAAUUGAUUAAUCGAUUCACAAACCGAGAUGAUCAAGGAUGUCUUGAAUUGGUCACUUUGAUAUUGGAACAAAAUCCAAAAUCUUAUUUAGCAUUUGAAAAAUUAUAUAAAAUCUUAAAUGAUUUAUUAUUAUUCUCCCCAUCCACCAACAGCGCCACAACCAAUGAAUCUCAUUAUUAUUUCAAUAGGUUAAAAAGUGCAUGUAUAGAAUCAGCCCUCAUUGAUAAUAAUUUCUCCUAUGCCUAUUCCCAAACCCAAGAAUUAUUCAAUCAUUAUGGGCAAUCACAAAUUAAUGAAUUAUGGCUAACUUUUUAUCAAGUCGGGAAAUAUAUCUCACCAAAAUGGUUUGAAGAUGAAGAUAAUGAAAACAUAAAAAGAGAUAGAUUGGAUAUAUUGUACAAACAGCGAGAAAUCCUUUCAAAGACAUUGUUAUUGUUGCUGAAGAAAGAAGCAGUGGAUGGAAAGGGGGAGGAUAAUAGUAAGAUUAUUUUAGAUCAAUGGGGGUCGAUUAAUAAACAGAUUGAACAACUUCAAGAAAGUCGACAAGAUAGGUAUACAGCUGGGGAUGGAUCACCGGUGGUGGAGCGUGAACAAGUUAGGCAUCAUGACGGGAGAGAGAAGAUGACAAGGAGCCAGCACCAGAGGCAGCCAACGGAUAAGAUAUCGAAUUUACUUGUGUCUGGAUUAGGGUGGGCAAUUGGUGCAAAUAAGAGGUAG